Molecule: messenger RNA, 2402 nt
Organism: Gambusia affinis (western mosquitofish)
Lineage: Eukaryota; Metazoa; Chordata; Actinopteri; Cyprinodontiformes; Poeciliidae
Product: glycosylated lysosomal membrane protein
Exons: 7
Coding region: 223-1416 (397 amino acids)
Cellular component (GO): lysosome
Source: RefSeq, a predicted model, not a curated record
UUACACUAUCUACCGCUGUGUUAGACUAGCUAAUAGCAGCGGUAGUUAAUCUGUCACAGCGAACAUUUGAAAUAUUUUAUAAAUAUUCCAUUUCCGAAAAAAGAAAAAAAAAUAUUCCAUUUCCUGCAGUGGGUGACGUAAUCACGUAUUUGGGCGAGGCUUCUAGCAGUCAGCUGACGUGAACCAGGCGGUCAUGUGACUCCGCAAACGGUAACAACAAAGAUGGCUGCUGCAGAAACAGCGGGGACCGGCCGAGUUUUCGUGAUUUUAGUCGUUGUUUUUAGUUUGUGUGAAAGUUUGUUCAGCGGAGGAGAUUCUUACAAAAGAGAGCUGACUGUGACGUUGUACCCCAACUCGACGCCCUCUGGCGGUGAGCUCCUUCACGUGAAAGCUGUGGGCGGAAAUGACACAUUGCACUUCCUGUUCUGCAGCCAGGGGGCGCCAACAUUGCUGAUGGUUCACACCAACUCUUCUUCAUCUACUGUCAAGGUGAACUGGACUGAGUUUUUGGCUCGUAAUACCAGCGGCAGCCUGACAGUGGAGCCGCAGAGCAGCGUGCUGUACAGCACCGCCGUUGUCUUUAGCCGGCUGUUGGAGUACGAUGAUGAAAACGACACGGCCGAAGCGAAGUCCAACUUCUUCCCCGCCUACGAGCUGAAGGACUUCAUCUGGACUCAGAUGAACCUGUCCGAUUCCACGGCAACGUUGUGCGGGUCUCCCCCACGGUCCGGCAAAGGGUCACUCUGCCUGCAGUUGUCUGUGUUUGGCUCAGAGGGGCGUGUUGACCUUUGCCCCCGCCUCCUCCAUUCUGCUAACUCCUCCCAGUUGGAGGUGUGGAUCAAUGGCCUGCCGCCCCGCUCCAAUACGUCCAGGUUCAUGUUGGAGCUGGAGGGGGUGGGCGGGGCUUAUCCACUGAGCAUGAAUAGAGUUGACGUUCGCAAGUUCAUCGACGACGAAUACGCACCUUCAAUAUUCCAGGUAUCUCUAUGGGUGUCUUCACCGAACAACGACUCGGACAUACUGGGUUUCGUCCAGUGGAAGCCAGUGGCGUACCGGAAGUCCCAUCCGAGCCUUGAGGACGCAACGCCAUGCCGUAACUCCGAUCCACAGCAGCAGAACGGGAACUCGACAUCAGCUUCUUCGGCUCUGAUUAAAGCUUUUUACUCCGACCCAGUAGCCAUGGGAAUGAACGUUAGCUUCGGCAUAGCUGGAGAACCUUACUACAACAGCACCAUGUUCCUCAGCUGGACGAUGCUGAUGGGCGUCGGCUCCCCUCCCGUUGACUCGAUCUCCCCGAUGGUGAUCGGCAUCUUAACGGCUGGUCUGGGGAUUCCCAUCGUCCUCCUGCUGGGGGGCGGAGCUUUCAUCUUAAUAGCGAAGAAGCGGGAAUCCUCAGGCUAUGAGCCAAUCAACUGACAGCACAGUUCCAGCCAAUGGGAUGUUGGGACUCUUUUUUUUAAGCUUUGGAUGACAUCACUGAUGAUUCAGCCAAUCGAGAAGUGGUUAGUUUAAUAUUUCAGCGAUAACUCAGAUCAGUUUCAGUCAGUAGAUUAAAUUGGCAGCAAGCAGAAAAUUGUUUUAAGCAAGCAUGACCGAGAUUCAAAAGCAUCUAUUCUAUAUAAAUAAAAUCUACUUUCAUUCUUUUUUAUAUAAAAAUGUAUAGAUAUUUCAUAUAAUGUUGAGAUUUUGAAGCAAAAUAAUCAUUUUGUAUCUCAGGUUUGGCCUCAAACUAGAAAGCUACUGAUUACGCAACAUAUUUAUUUUAUUACAUAUUUUUUGUUUGGUUUGUUAUAAACCUGGAGGAAACGUUGCUUACUCCACAAAAGCACAAAAAUAUUACCAGGUAUUUUAGUGUAGUUUCUAGUGCAAAUAUCUGACUACAUUUGAACUUUGAAGAUAAAACUAACUUGCAAGUAACUUUUAAGCAAAACAUAGGAGUUUGUAAUAAUAGAAUAAUUCCUUAAUAUUGAUGAAAAGGUUGCAGUUGCAAGAAAUUUUUGACUUAAAACAAGCUUCUGUAUCUUGCUAAAAAGUUACUUGUAAGUUAGUUUUGUCUUUUCAAGUGUACAAAGAUAUUUGCACUAGAAACUAGACCUAAAAUACUAAAUGUAUUGUAGAUAUAAAUAAAUGUAUCUAAGUUGUUGUUGGCUUGAGCCUGAACUUCACAUAUUCUGACCUAAAUUGCAUCAACCAAUCAGGACUCACCAUGAAAUCACCGAGAAUUUAUUUAGGACAUGACCACAAACCUCAUUGUGAGCUUUUAACUGUAUUAUUUUUUUUUUUUAAUUUAUGUUAUCUUUGUAUUUUGCGGAUUUAAGAUUUUGUUCAUUCGAUGUGGAGCUGCUCAGCAGCUUGGUCUUCAAAUCGUUUUGCUACAAUAAAAAGUGGAACGUGUUAUUUCA